AUGGAGUUUCUCAAAGUGAUGUUACAUCUUGUGCUCGGCUUCUUGGGAAUUCAUUCAAAUACAGCUAGUGCAAAUGAAGUCGCCCCACCACUUCCAUCCUCAUCAAUCGCAAGAGAUCCUAAUACGAUACUCAUUCUUUUUGGAACAAGACAUGGCUGCCGAAACCCGGAAAACUAUGUGAACCCAAGCGAUAAGUCAUGGGGACAAGAAGGACCUUUGGAGUUGAAUCGAAUUGGCAAGAAACAAGCUCUUGGACUUGGCAAAGAGAUUCGCAAAUUCAUCGGAAAUGAUUACAUAAAUGCAAACUAUUUUGGGAAAGAGGCUGUCUUCUAUGCGUCAUCAGCGCCAAGAUGCCAGAUGACCCUUCAAACUGCCAUCGCCGGUUUAUACACUCCACUCGGCUUUGCUGAUUGGGAUAAGAGAUACGACAAUUGGUCACCCGUUCCUUACACAAUUGAUGAUCAACUCCUCAGAAUGUACAAUGUGAAGAAUUGCCCGAAAAGUGAUGAAGCUUGGGCUCCAAUCUCGAACGAUUCAUUGCCGUCACUUGCAAAAAUGGAAAGCGAAAACAUUGAGUUGCUCAAAUACAUGGCUGAGAAUACUGGCUGGCAACCAAAAGUUUCUUUGGCAGCUGAUUUGGCAGACAAUAUCAUUAUGAUCGAGCAUACACGAGCGAAAUAUCCACAAUGGAUGAACAAGCCAACACUUGCUGGCUAUGAUAAGAAGAAACUUAUUGCCGCUUAUUCGGAGUUCGCUGAGGCUCACUAUAAGGCUUGUGCCGAACACAUGCCUUGCCGUCAAAUGAUGGGCGGGUAUUGGUUGAAACACACGAUUGAUUCGAUGAAGACAGCCGCCACUGGAAAAGGACCAAAAGUUAUCGGAUAUGCAUCGCACACUGAGGUGACUUUGGCUGUGAUGAAGUUGAUGGGAUACACGAGAAAAGAAUUGACUACAUCAGCCGGUUUCGUUCUUGAGUUCAAGAACACUCCCCAAGCAAUGGUUCGUCUCCUUGAACAUGAUCCAAAUCCCGUCGACAAACAUGUGAUCUACCAGGGCACUCUGAUUCCUGAAUUGUCAUCUCUUCAAGAUUCAAAUGGUUUCAUUCCAUUGGCCGAUUUCGAGAAAGUUAUCGGUCAAUUUGAGAUCUCCGAUUGGGAGACUGCUUGCGGUCGAACAAACAAUUGCCAAAAAGCC
Molecule: messenger RNA, 1194 nt
Organism: Mesorhabditis belari
Lineage: Eukaryota; Metazoa; Nematoda; Chromadorea; Rhabditida; Rhabditidae
Source: the annotation of a GenBank genome assembly